CAGUCGAUACAAAAUUUUUGGGACCCGACAACGAGGACGUGUUUCCCGUGAGCAGAACUGCAGAAGCAUCAGAAUUGCCCUUUCUUGAGGACUCCGAGUUCGCUCUCCGCUCCUCUCUCUCUCUCUCACUCCACACUCUUCUAGUCCUCUACUGUAUCCCUCACUAAGCUCCACCAUCUUGUACGGCCCCCAAUAUUGCUUUCAGUUGGUAUUUGUUACUCCGAACGGAAGUUCGAAUCGAGUAUUAAUCAUAGUGUUUGUUGAUGUAUUGUUUAAAUUUCCCUCUCAGCUCCUAAAUCCAGCCUUAACAAUGGCCGAACAAAGUGAGGAGGAGAAGCGAAUCGAGUCCGAGCAAAUCGAGAAGCUCUACGAGUUUGGCGAACGCCUCAAUGAGGCCAAGGACAAGUCCCAGAAUGCCAGUGACUACCGGGGAAUUAUCGACGCUACCAAGACGAGCAUAAAGAUUAAGCAGUUGGCGGCGCAGCUUAUUCCACGGUUCUUCAAGUUCUUCCCCGAAUUCUCCAGCCAGGCCGUGGACGCUCAUCUUGACUUGAUCGAGGAAGGAGAUACACAUGUUCGUGUACACGCAAUUCGUGGGCUUCCCCUCUUCUGCAAGGAUACCCCUGAGUAUCUUCCAAAAAUUGUAGACAUUCUUGUACAACUCCUUGCAGCUGAGGAAUUUUUGGAGCGAGAUGCUGUGCAUAAAGCCAUUAUGUCCUUGCUGAGACAGGAUGUGAAAGCUUCAUUGUCUGCCUUAUUUAAGCAUGUUGGGAGUGUUGAUGAACCAUCUACGGAUGAAUUUAUCCGUGAGAAAGUCUUAAGCUUUAUAAGAGAUAAGGUUUUCCCUCUUAAAUUUGAACUGUUGAAGCCUCAAGAGCAAAUGGAAAGACAUAUAACUGAUUUGAUAAAGAAGAGUUUAGAAGAUGUAACUGGAGCAGAAUUUAGAAUGUUUAUGGACUUCCUAAAAAGUUUGAGCUUUUAUGGAGAAAAAGCUCCUCCCGAGCGUAUGAAGGAGCUUGUUGAAAUAAUUGAAGGACAGGCAGAUUUAGAUACACAAUUCAAUGUGUCAGAUACAGAUCAUAUUGACAGGUUGAUAUCAUGCCUUUACAUGGCUCUUCCAUUUUUCCUGAGGAAUGCAUCAAGCAGCAAAUUCCUCAAUUAUUUGAACAAACAUAUCAUACCCGUUUUUGACGAGCUUCCGGAGGAACGGAAACUUGAUUUACUCAAAGCCCUUGCUGAAAUUUCAUCCUAUACAGCGCCGCAAGAUUCACGCCAGAUUCUUCCGUCGCUUGUUCAACUACUACAGAAGUAUAUGGCUCGGAGGAAGACUGGAGAAGAGAUGAACUUUACUUAUGUGGAGUGUUUGUUGUAUGCAUUCCACCAUUUGGCUCACAAGGCUCCAAAUGCGACUAACAGUUUAUGCGGCUAUAAGAUAGUGACCGGCCAACCAUCAGAUAGACUUGGUGAGGAUUUCUCAGAGAAUUACAAGGACUUCACUGAGAGGUUGAAAAAUGUAGAAGAACUAUCUAAGGCUACCAUGAAAAAGUUAACCCAGGGAAUGGCUGAGCAAAGCAAAGCAAUGGCAGCAGCUAAAUCUGAUGAAGCAAAGGAUAGCAUUAAAACUCAAAAACAGAAUACGACAACUGGGCUGCGGACCUGCAGCAACAUAUUGGCAAUGACUAAGCCUCUGUAUUCAAAAACACCUUCAUUUAUAGGAGAUAAAAGCGUCAAUCUCUCUUGGAAAGAAGCAGCGAAACCUUCUUUGUCUUCCACCAGCACUACUGCUGGAGGGAAACGGCCUGCUGCUGCUGCUUCCAAUGGGUCCAGUAGUAUGAGCAAGAAGGGCCGUGGAACUGGUGGCAUGCGAAAUCAGCUUGUUAAUAGGGCAUUGGAAGAUAUUUCUCACGGAGGAAGGGGCGGUGGCAGGGGAAGGGGCGGUGGCAGGGGAAGGGGCAGGGGCAGGGGCAUAGGUAGAGGCUGGGGUGGACGUGGACGUGGACGUGGAAGGGGUUACUGGUAGAUUUGAUUCACGUGCACAGAGGAAGAACAGAGUUUCAAAGAGUUAAUAUGUACCACAAGAAUGGAAAUAGAAGUUAAUGUACCAAAUUUUUUCUGCAGGAAUGAGAUUUGAUACGUAACAGGCAGCGGACCAGUUUUUAGAUUUGUUGUGGGCUAACAAUUCGAUUGCUUGUUCAAGUUUUAACUUGGAGCUUGUUCUAGUAGAAUGACUUGGGAUGGACUUUUGGCUUCAGAUUUAGGAAUUGCUUCAUGCUUAGCGGUGGGUUUACUCGAGCCAAGUUUGUGUAAGAUGGGGUGUUUGCCAAUAUUGAAUGUUUAGACGUUUUGAAUGUU
Molecule: messenger RNA, 2352 nt
Organism: Tripterygium wilfordii
Lineage: Eukaryota; Viridiplantae; Streptophyta; Magnoliopsida; Celastrales; Celastraceae
Product: apoptosis inhibitor 5-like protein API5
Exons: 16
Coding region: 311-2020 (569 amino acids)
Biological process (GO): regulation of programmed cell death
Cellular component (GO): nucleus
Molecular function (GO): mRNA binding
Source: RefSeq, a predicted model, not a curated record